AUGAAGUGUUCGAAUUUAUACUUUCCCCAACUACUAUUUCAAAUCAAGGUUCGCACAUCUGAUGGGAAACGCCGCAUCCAACCGAUUUUCCUAGGAUCGACUGUCGAUGAUGAACCGGCUCCGGCGCCUCCCCCACCACCUGUGCAGGCGAAGGCUCAAGCUUCGAAUCAAGCCGACGAACCAAUGCCGUCGGAUUCUGAUGACGCUGGCACACGGGAUAAGUCACCUUCAAAAUCACUGGCUCGACUGGCGUCGACUGACGACUCGAUGGUGGAAAGCACGGAUGAUGAUGUGGAUUCAUCGGAUGUUGAUGCUGGAGCGAAAGCAGACAAAGAAGCAGCUAACCUGGAAGAGCUAAGCAAGAGGACGAAAAUGAUGAUGGCAGAUUUCAAGAAACCCAUUCUUCGUCCGGUGGAUUCUAUACGAAUCGAUGUGACGCAAGCAAAUGCUGUUUUGGAAGUACCAGAACAACGAGCGACAAUCAGUGAAGGAGUACAGGGGGUUUUGGGAGACACUAUUGAAGUAGACAACGACUGGGUGAUGGGCGGUGUGCGAGCUAGCCAUGUUUCCUACCUUCAUUCCCGCGCAACAGUCUGGAGUGUCGAAAUCGCCCCCACUGUUGCUGUGGUCGUGGCAAAUCGGUUUUGGACGAUUCUCGGAUGCUACGAUCGCAGUAUUUUCGUGUACUCAAGCACAAAUGGCAAAGUACAUUUUCGUAAUCAGCUCGAUUCGGCUCCAGUUCGUAUGGGAAUCAAUGGCCACAAG
Messenger RNA from Ostertagia ostertagi, 765 nucleotides. The record is from the annotation of a GenBank genome assembly. Lineage: Eukaryota; Metazoa; Nematoda; Chromadorea; Rhabditida; Trichostrongylidae.